Rotaria sordida is the source of this 828-nucleotide messenger RNA. The record is from the annotation of a GenBank genome assembly. Lineage: Eukaryota; Metazoa; Rotifera; Eurotatoria; Philodinida; Philodinidae.
AUGCAACCACUAUCUUGGUCAAAUACAGUUCAAUUAACAUUAAGUAUUCAACAUUUCAGCGAAUUAAGGCUUUUAUUUGAACACAAUGCUCUACCUGCAAUUGAAUAUUUGAAUAUUACUAUUGAGAAUCUGGAUACUAAUUUACCUUUCAAUGUAAAUAUAUCAGCAUCAAAUGUUCAACUUUCGAAAUAUUCUCUACGAGAAACGGCUACUGGUGGUACUCAUCUGAAACACUUACUCUUACGUUAUAUAACUCUCAAUGAUGUUAUGAUAUUGAUUGGUUCGAUAACCAUGCCUUUACUUGAAGAAUUGAUACUUAUUGAUAUGUAUGAUGAUACUUUAGAUCAUCUUGAUCAAUUUCAAGAACUUUGUAGUUCUACAUAUUUACCUGCUUUGAAAACUCUUCAUUUCUCAUUAUGUUUCCCUCAAGAAAUUGAACAUGAAUGGAGAAUGAGUUCAUUCAAUUGCAAUAAUCAACAAUGGCCUUUUGAUAAUAUUAAUUGUUACAUGGAUGAGUGUUAUAUGUGUACUCCAGAUGCAAUAGAUUUGAUUCUAAAGAUCCUAUUUGUUAUCUACAAUUGUCCAAUUAAUCUACUCUAUCGCCACAAACGAACUUUUCACAAUUAUGGUUUCGCAACACAUAUAUCUGUUCCCAUUUGUACAAUUCGACGACGAUUGAUUCAAUGGGUCUGCGAUCAAAAAUAUGAGACUGAGCAAUUUAACAAAACUCUACAAAUAGUUGCAAGUGGUCAUGUUAAUGAACUUCAUUUAACAUAUUUAAAUGAACGAGUAAGUCAAAAAAAGGAUAAAUUGAAUGAAACUACUUAG